Rotaria sp. Silwood2 is the source of this 1587-nucleotide messenger RNA. Lineage: Eukaryota; Metazoa; Rotifera; Eurotatoria; Philodinida; Philodinidae. The record is from the annotation of a GenBank genome assembly.
AUGAAAGAUAUUAUCGAACUACUCGACUUACCAGAUGAAAUGAUCUUGAACAUAAUGAACAAAGUCAAACCUCAAGCAUUAUUGUUUUGUUCUGUUAUUAAUAUUGGAAAUAAUCGUUUGGAACGUCUUGCUCUUGAUAAAUGUCAUUCAAUUGAUCUAAGUUUUGAUUAUCAAUUUAAUUCUCAUGAAUUACUUCUCAAACGAUUUUAUAUAGAUGUUUUGCCUCAUAUUUAUAAUAAUAUUCAAUCAUUGACAAUCAAUAUAAAACAUUUCUUCCCUAUUCAUGCUGCUCUCCAAGCAAUGCCUGAUAAACUUCUUCCAAAUUUAAGACAUUUGAAAAUAUUAAAAGGUCGUCGUCAUCGUUAUACUGGAACACCUUUCACAAUAGGUAUUCAUUACGACCUUGACACACAUGAUUGGCCUCUUUUCUCAACUGUACCUCAAUCUGUUCAUAUGGAAGUUCAACUCAUUGAUUCAGUGUUAUUAUUCAUCCGCUGGUCACCACUUAUGCAUUCUAUCAAAUCUUUUGAAUUUGAUCAUGAUGUUGUGCUAGUAGUGCCUGUCAAUAAUGAUAAAUUAUUCUUUGCUAAAUCAUCUUAUCUUACUCAUGUAUCUAUCACAUUACUUGAAUUAUCUGAUUGUGUUCGUUUACUGAAUGAACUAGGUUCCCAAUUACAUUCAUUUAUUGUGAGCAUUAUGCACGUUUGUCUAGACGAUGAAGAUAUCAUAUCUGAAAUCGAAGCAAUAUAUUGUUACAACUUAAAAGAAUUAAAAAUGACAAUGUAUCGUAAUAUUAUAAACUAUGAACAACUUAUUAUUCCUCUGCUACAACAUUUAUCAAGUGUCGAACAUUUAACAUUAUUAUUAGCCAUUUAUAUAAAUGAAUCUGAUCGGUUUAUUGAUGGUUUUCAUUUAGAAAGAAAUAUUGUUUCAUAUAUGCCUCAUUUACGUCAAUUUAAUUUUCAUAUUCGUUCAAUAUUACAAGAUUCUUCUUAUAUCGAAGUUGAUACAAUUCGUCAAAGUUUUAUCAACCAACAGUCUGCUGAUUGCACAAUUGACUGUUUCAAUAAUCAAUAUAGUCAAUGUCACAUCUAUUCACUUCCAUUCAUUGGCAAUCGUCUUGAUUUCAUUUCAAAUAGAUUUCCACUCUUUGAUAUCAAUAACACGUUCUCAAUGGUCACCAUCCUAUUACUUUUCGAUGAUGUUCAACCAUUCGAAAGUGAUUUCUUUAUACGUGUCUUUCGAGCUCUACCUCAUCUUCGAACACUUGAAAUAUCAAAUCAAUUAGAACAAGAAGAGAAAACGAAAACAAUAACUGAUCCUAUUGAAUAUUCUCACUUGUCUACACUUAUUUUACAUAGGAUUCAUAUAGAUUAUGGCAAACAACUUCUUUGUCGAGCUCAUCUUCCACAUCUAGUGGAACUUGUUAUUCGUAACGAUGUAUUAUUAACAAUAAUCGAUCAAGAUAAUCAACAAGCUAGAAAUAAUUGUUUAAAUGUUGAAACACUUUUUAUUGUCGAACCAUGGAUUGAACCGAGAAGUGUUCACUUAAAAUUUUUUCCAAAACUUUAUAUGGAAAAUUUGUAA